Molecule: messenger RNA, 885 nt
Organism: Nicotiana attenuata
Lineage: Eukaryota; Viridiplantae; Streptophyta; Magnoliopsida; Solanales; Solanaceae
Exons: 1
Coding region: 1-885 (294 amino acids)
Source: RefSeq, a predicted model, not a curated record
AUGGAGGAGGACACUCCCCGACUACAUUCAUACAAAGAAAUGCUCCUAGAUAAACAAGAUAUCUCUGAAGCAGACUACUUUGUUCCUGAGAUUGAAAACCCAAUGACCCAACAAAAAGGUAAGGAAACAACAGGCCCAAUCAUACUCUCCUACGAAGACAAAAACAGAUUAUACGAACCAUGGUGUUACUCAAUCAUCAUUAAGCUCUUUGGACGGCGUAUGCCACAUUAUCUUCUCCGAUCCAAAUUAAUUGAACUAUGGAACCCAUUCGAACGGUUAAUUUUGAUUGACUUAGGGUGGGAUUUCUUCAUAGCCAAAUUUGGUAAGGAGGAAAACUUGGCAAAAGCUAUCCAGCAGGGGCCAUGGUUCAUUUCUGGAAGUUUCCUCUCCGUCAGACGAUGGGAACCAAAGUUUUUCCCACAUGAGGCGACCCUCUCCCUCACAGCUAUUUGGGUACGUCUCCCCCAACUGCCCACCGAAUUCUAUGCGAAAGAGAUCCUGGAAAAGAUAGGCAGGAAACUUGGGAAACUUCUCAAAAUUGAUACGUGCACCUCCGUAACCUUGAGAGGUAUAUAUGCCAGAAUAUGCAUUCGGGUACCUUUGGAAUCGCCGGUCGCAACAUCUGUUACUAUAGGAGACUAUAAACAAUCGGUGGUCUACGAAGGUGAGAAUAUCCUGUGCAUGGGAUGUGGAAGGAUAGGGCACACAGUGAAAGGAUGUUCCCACGGGAUGAAACAAACUCAAUCAACAACACCACAAGACAACCCAGAAUGCCCAAAUUCAAAGCCAAAUGGUGAAUCUAAUUCAAAACCAGAUGGUGAAGAAGAAGAAGAAUGGAAAAUUGUUUCCUUUCCAAGAAGACGUAAACAGGGACCCCCCACCUAG